This is a messenger RNA of Aspergillus udagawae, 951 nucleotides long. RefSeq names its product DUF5127 domain-containing protein. NCBI's taxonomy places the organism in Eukaryota, Fungi, Ascomycota, Eurotiomycetes, Eurotiales, Aspergillaceae. The record is from RefSeq and is a predicted model, not a curated record. The transcript is spliced from 3 exons. Bases 1 to 951 code for a protein of 316 amino acids.
AUGCAGCUGUUUCCUCUUGGCGUGUUAAUCGCCUUCCUGGUUUCUCUAGCAGGAGCGGUGUCAACUUUUUCUCCUGCACGACCUCCUGCGCUGCCCUUGGCAGUAAAGUCUCCUUACUUGAGCACCUGGCUUUCUGCAGGAAGUGAUGGAGGUAACGGUGGCUAUUUGGCCGGCGAAUGGCCAACUUUUUGGGAGGGCCAGAUCAAUGGCUGGGCUGGGCUAAUCCGUGUCGACGGUGCUGUGUACACAUGGAUGGGUUUGCCUGGAACGACAACUGCCAACCAGACUGCAUAUGAAUACACCUCGACAAAGAGCAUCUUCACAUUUCAUGUGGGAGAUGCUGUGGAGAUGAAAGUCACUUUUUUGUCUCCCAUAACGCCGAAUGAUCUACGAAGGCAGUCAUUGACAUUCUCCUAUGUUCACGUCGAAGUUUCGUCAUCUGACGGCCAUUCUCACGACGUACAGCUCUACUCUGACAUUUCUGCCGAAUGGGUGUCUGGAGACCGCACUGCUGUUGCGGAGUGGGAGUAUGGUGUCACAAGCCACGGGGUUGCUUAUCACAAGGUCUACCGUCAGACCCAACUGCUUUUCUCGGAAGUCAGAGAUCAAGGGGAAUGGGGUAACUGGUACUGGGCAACUGAGGAUAGCGAGAAAGUGACGCACCAGUCGGGGGCUGAUGUUGCUGUUCGGGGUGCAUUCGCCGCUAAUGGAACCUUGGGUAACUCGAAAGACUCAAAUUAUCGAGCCAUCUCCACAAAUUGGCCGGUUUUCGGGUUUGCAAUUGACCUGGGUUCGGUUACAUCGUCCUCAGUCGAUACACGCUUCACUAUUGGGCUUGCUCAAACUGAAGCGAUCCAAUACAGCAGCCCCGAUGGCAUUCGGGCAGAGCCCUCCUUGUGGACAAGCUAUUUUGACGACGACUUGGCUGCUGUGAGCGCUCUUGCCAUCUGA